This is a messenger RNA of Epinephelus moara (kelp grouper), 3884 nucleotides long. It is a transcript of the gene ttc28, whose product is annotated as tetratricopeptide repeat domain 28. Lineage: Eukaryota; Metazoa; Chordata; Actinopteri; Perciformes; Serranidae. The coding region runs from base 1 to 3339 and encodes 1112 amino acids. The record is from RefSeq and is a predicted model, not a curated record. The transcript has 12 exons.
AUGAGUGAAGUGUUGAAGCAGCAGCUCGACUUCCUCGUUGGUGCUCUCAGGAUGUUGCGUCCUCAUCCUCGCCGCAGUGGUCCCUUACUUUGCUCAGACGGAGGUUCAGUGGCGGCAGUGGUCGGAGCUCCUCGCCUGCCCUCCUCUGUGAUGGACCGCUGGUUGUGGGGCCCGUUACCUUCAGCCCAGGAUGAAGCUCUGUGGCUGGGGGAGCAGCUGGGGUGUCAUCCCCUCACUGGAGCGAACGCCACCAAAGAGCGUGUGCUCGCAGCUCUGAGUCAGGCAGAGUGCAUUCACUUUGCCACACAUAUAUCCUGGAAGCUCGCUGCUCUGGUUCUCGCCCCCAGCCAGGAGAGCGCCGGGGGGGAGGGGGCAGGCGGUCGACCCAGGGAGAAGUCACCGUGUGGGGGGUCGACGUCGGGAGAGACGGCAGGUCAGGAUGGAAGGAUGAAGAGUUUGUUCUCUAAGAGUCACAGCAGCCCGGAGAGACUCAGAGGAGCAGAUGAGACGAGCGAGGACGGGGAGAGUGUGUGUGACAUGGAGAGUGUGUGUGACAGUCCUCCGCUUCAUGACUUCCUCCUCACGGCGGCUGAUAUCCUGGACCUGUGUUUGACCGUCAAACUGGUGGUGCUGAGGUUGUACCCAGAGUCCAGCAGCAGGGUGACGGCUGACGGGGUGGUGGGUCUGACGCGAGCCUUCCUGGCUGCAGGGGUCCAGUGUGUGUGCGUCUCUCUGUGGCCUGUACCGAUAGCUGCCUCCAAACUCUUCACACACACCUUCUACACUGCUCUCCUCAACGGGACCAAAGCCAGCGCAGCUCUGACGGAGGCCAUGAAGGCUCUGCAGAGCAGCAAGCACUUCUCACACCCCUCCAACUGGGCAGGCUACAUGCUGAUUGGCAGUGACGUGAAGCUGAACAGCCCCAUGUCUCUGGUGGGACAGGCCCUGGCAGAGAUCCUGCAGUACCCAGAGAGAGCCAGAGACGCCCUCAGAGUGCUGCUGCACCUGGUUGAGAAGUCUUUGCAGCGCAUUCAGAGCGGCCAGUGUAACCCGAUGUACACAUCACAACAAAGCGUAGAGAACAAGGUCGGCGGGGUGCCCGGGUGGCAGGCCCUCCUGUCUGCGGUGGGAUUUCGGUUGGACUUCUCUGGGAGCGGUGCUGGUCUCCCUGCAGCGGUUUUCUUCCCCACCUCAGACCCUGGGGAUCGACUGCAACAGUGCAGCACCACUCUGCAGUCUCUGCUGGGUCUCACUCCUCCAGCUCUGCAGGCUCUCUGUAAACUGGUCACAGUAUCUGAGGCCGGAGAGCAGCUCAUUCAUAAGGCGGUUAAAAGCAUGGUGGGAAUGCUCCACCAGGUGCUGGUUCAGCUGCAGUCAGGCGACAAAGAGCAGGACUUCUCACUGGCUCCUAUUCAGGUGUCGAUAAGUGUGCAGCUCUGGAGGCUUCCAGGCUGCCACGAGUUCCUGGCAGCGCUCGGUUUCGAUCUGUGUGAGGUGGGUCAGGAGGAGGUCGUGCUGAAGACUGGAAAACAGGCCAGCAGGCGCAUCAUGCACUUUGCCCUGCAGUCUCUUCUGGCGCUCUUUGACUCCACAGAGCUUCCAAAGCGGCUGAGCAUGGACAGUUCCUCGUCCCUGGAGUCCCUGUCUUCCUCCCAGUCAGCCUCCCAGCCUCACUCCUUACCCCUCUCCUUUGGGUGCUACCCUCCUCAGCCCUCCUUCUUACCCCCGGUCUGCCCCGACAACCUCUCCUGCGACGCCAUCUCCGUCUACAGCCUCAGCUCCCUCGCCUCCUCCCUCAGCUUCCUGUCCCGACCCGAGCCCGCGGGAAGUGACAUCAUCAGCCAGCGCUCAUCACAUCAGCCGGAGCUGGAGAGACCUCGAGGAGGAGGGGGGGGGCUAUACACCUCGCACCGCCACUCAGGCGGCCUGGCGAGAGGUCGACUGACCAAUCAGGGAGGAGGAUUAGCAGGAGAAGGGGAGGAAGAGGAGUAUGAAGGGUACUCCAUUAUCAGCAGUGAGCCGCUGGGACGAGGGAGGAGGGACUGUGACACGCUGCCACUUCCUGCGGGACACAGACACGGUAGAGGCGGUGCAGGCAGAGGGUCUGCAGGGGGUCAUGGGUACCCGAUUACAGUUUCCUCCAAAGGAAGCAUCAGCACACCUACGUCUCCAAUUAAAGCUCCGCCCCCGCCCCUCAACGUUCCCACAAGCCCCAAACCCAAACAGGAAAUCUCAUCUCCUCAGAGGACGGGCAAAGGAAAGGUCAGCAGCUCUGAGUCGGACCAGUCGAGCACGGAGACAGACAGCACGGUCAAGUCCCAGGAGGAGAGGACGGUGCCUGCGGGACAGUUGGAUCCCCAGGAGCUGGCCCAGAAGAUUUUGGAAGAGACCCAGAGCCACAUGCAGGCUGUGGAGAGCCUGCAGAAAGCAAACAGAGGGAAGAAACCGAGGGGAACUGAGGGGAGAGAGGAGGCACGCGUCAGGCAGCCUUCUCUCUCAACUCCCUCAACCCCCACUUUGACUCCCAGCGGAGGAGCACGAGGCUUUCAGCCCUCUGAGACCAGUGCGUUCAGCAGACCUCCCAGCAGAGCCAGCCUAAAGGCGUGCUCCUCUCCUCUCUCCCUCUCCUGUCAUCUGUCACCUCUAUCCACCUCUGUUUCUACCCCUCCCCCAACUCGACCCAAACCUCCAUCCCGCUCCUCGUCGCUGCAGAAAAUCAGCUCCGGCUACAACAGCCCCGCUCACUCCUCUCCGUCUUUAUCUCUCGCUGUGAAAGAGCACAGCUCACCUUUCCCCGCUGUCUCCUCAGAUGUGCAUGUGCAGGCUCAGCUCAAACUGAAAUACCCUACCUCACCUUACACCGCCCACAUCUCACCUUCCCACUCUCCUGCUGACAGCGCCCCGUCGCCAGCCCUUUCCUAUUCCUCCACAGGAUCCGUCUCAGCCUCCUCCAGCCCCGCGAACACUCCUGAACUCAGCCAGUCCAAACGGGACAACAAAGUCCAGGCCAUUCAUAACUUAAAAACCUUCUGGGCCAACGCCGGCCAGAAACACGAGGUGCCCUGCCCUGCCAGUUUACUCCGAGGUGGGAAUAAAAAAAUGAGUACAGUUCAGAAAGAUGUUUUGGGUUUGCUUAAUCUCUCACCUCGACAUGAUUCUGUUUGCAAAAACGGCGAGGGGUCUGAGGACGCUGGCGACAGACCGAACGGUCACCAAAAACUGGAGGCUAAACCUCCUCCGCCUCCUCCGUCUAACUCCAAAGGAGGCAUCAAACUUCCCUCUGGGAACGGCUACAAGUUCCUCUCACCUGGACACUUUUUUCCAUCCUCUAAAUGUUGAGAGUUGCCAUGUUUGUCCCUCUCCUCUGCUUCCUUCUUGGUGUUUGUACUAUGACAGAAGCUGUCCGUUUGUCAGCUACACACGACAUUUUUAGCAAUACCUGCUGAAGACUAGGAUAAAAAAGUACUGUUUGAUACUGACGGUGAUUUUACACGUCACCACUUUUUUGUGAAGGGAUGUUUUAAAUGUGAUGACUGUGCCUUCUUCUGGGGAGAGCUGGAAGGACAAGAUGACUCGUAGAGAAGUGUCGAGUCUCUGGCUUUAAAUGUGUUUUCAUGACUGACUAGAGAGCAUGUGUGUCAAUGCCUCCAUGUACUGUACUCACAGCCUGUCGACUGAACGCCUGAGAAAAGGAGAACAAUUUUACGUCAGCCUAAAUGCUCGCUAUGUUUGUGCAAGUUGACCUGAAUUUGAUUUAUUGUGUAAUAAUUAUUGUUAAAUGUCAUUAUUAUCGAUGCUUAUUGUCGUCAUUUAUUUUGUAAAGUAAGCUGUGUUUUCCAGUCGUUAUUAUACAUUUUAUAAAGACAAUUAAAGGAGGACGUGAG